UUUGCAAAAUGGCGCAUCUUUCACUUUCUUCGUACCUUCAAAUGCUAGAAGAUGCUAUUCAAAGAGGCAAUGGUAUCAAAGUUUCUGAAUUACUAUCAUUUAAACAUGCUCAUGUAGCUAACCCCAGACUACAACUAGAGGAACCAGAAUCUCAGUGUCAGAGGUUUUUUCAUCCACCAUAUGAUGAACUAGUCUCAGCCCAUUUAAGGUGUUGUUGGUGUGUAUCUAAUCUUGAUUUUAUACAAGCUUCUACUUGCCAGGCCUCAGUUGUACAAACAUUCACCAAGAUAUUUCAGAGUCAGAAAGAAGAGAAUUGGUGUUUACCUGUUAUGUAUGCUGUUUGUUUAGAUCUUAGAUUGUUUGCUAAUAGUGCUGACAUACAAGCUGUAAAUAAGAGAAAAGGUAAACCAGGAGAAAACCUAGAGAAAGCAGCAGAAUUAUUGAUGGGAUGUUUUAGAGUUUGUGCUAGUGAUAAUCGAGCAGCAAUAGAUGACUCUAAAAAAUGGGGAAUGUUAAAUCUAGUGAAUCAAUUAUUUAAGAUAUAUUUUAAGAUAAAUAAACUUCACCUAUGUAAACCUCUAGUACGAGCUAUUGACAGUUUACCAAUUAAAGAUCAAUUUUCACUCUCACAACUUAUCACAUUCAGAUAUUAUGUAGGAAGAAAGGCCAUGUUUGACAGUGACUUUAAAAGUGCUGAAGACUAUUUAACAUUCGCAUUUCAACAUUGUCAUCAUAGAAGUAAGAAGAAUAAAAGAUUGAUAUUGAUAUAUCUUAUACCAGUUAAAAUGUUACUGGGUCACAUGCCGAAAGUAACAUUAUUAAAGAAAUAUGAUUUAACACAGUUUGUAGAGGUUGUGAAAGCUGUCAGCACUGGUAAUCUAUUACAGUUAAAUGAAGCUCUAGAGACAAAUGAAGCUUUCUUUAUUAAAUGUGGAAUUUAUUUAAUUCUAGAAAAAUUAAAAGUUAUCACAUACAGGAAUUUAUUCAAAAAAGUGUAUUUAAUAUAUGACAAAAAUCAUUUAAUACCAAUAGAGACAUUAACAUCAGUUCUUAAAAUGAUGGAGGUAGAAGAUGUUGAUGAUGAUGAAACAGCCUGUAUUGUAGCCAAUCUUAUUUAUGAGAACAAGAUAAAGGGCUAUAUUUCACAUCAACAUAAAAAACUGGUCGUCAGCAAACAAAAUCCAUUUCCUCAGUUAUCAACCGUUUUAUAGUCUAGAUCUUCCAGUCUGCCAACAUAAUCAUUUCCACAGCCAACUCAUCAUUUAUAGUCAAGAACAAUCAGUCUGUAAACAGAAUUAUUUUCACUGUUUAAUAGUCAAGAACAAUCAGUCAGCUACCUACUGUUUUAGAGUGAUAUUAUUAUUAUGUAGUCUAUAAAGACAGCGAAGGAAUAGUUGGCAUUUCAUCAUGAAUUGGCAAAUUCAGCGGUGUAGUUAUUUUUUUUCAGUCAUCAAAUAGCCAGAGACCUCUCAGAAAUAUAAGUUCAGAAGACACAAACUUUAUAUUUUGUAUUUGUGAAAUGUAUUUUUUUGUAAAUAUCAUUGAAAAUUACAUAUUAGGAAGAGAAACAUUGAUCAUAAAUUGU
Lottia gigantea (owl limpet) is the source of this 1585-nucleotide messenger RNA. RefSeq lists its product as hypothetical. The transcript is spliced from 15 exons. The record is from RefSeq and is a predicted model, not a curated record. Gene Ontology annotation, biological process: poly(A)+ mRNA export from nucleus; transcription elongation by RNA polymerase II; post-transcriptional tethering of RNA polymerase II gene DNA at nuclear periphery. The coding region runs from base 9 to 1211 and encodes 400 amino acids. Lineage: Eukaryota; Metazoa; Mollusca; Gastropoda; Lottiidae. Gene Ontology annotation, cellular component: transcription export complex 2. Gene Ontology annotation, molecular function: RNA binding; double-stranded DNA binding.